Eptesicus fuscus (big brown bat) is the source of this 1366-nucleotide messenger RNA. RefSeq names its product ring finger protein 146 (gene RNF146). Gene Ontology annotation, cellular component: cytoplasm; nucleus. Gene Ontology annotation, biological process: ubiquitin-dependent protein catabolic process; Wnt signaling pathway. The record is from RefSeq and is a predicted model, not a curated record. The coding region runs from base 265 to 1347 and encodes 360 amino acids. The transcript is spliced from 4 exons. NCBI's taxonomy places the organism in Eukaryota, Metazoa, Chordata, Mammalia, Chiroptera, Vespertilionidae. Gene Ontology annotation, molecular function: zinc ion binding; ubiquitin protein ligase activity; poly-ADP-D-ribose binding.
GGCGGUCACAUGACUGCCGCGCGCGUUCCCGGCCGCUGCGGGCUCCGGCCGAGGAGAAAAGACUGCGAGGUGGCCGCGGCCGUGGCCGGAGAGCUUCUGGUUGUGCCUAAGGAACCUGAAUUUGUGAAACAGCAGGCUGAAUUAAGAGCAAUCUUUGUGGCACAGGAUGAACCAGCCUUGAAGAGAAAAUACUACAAACUGGCUAAUGGAUGUGAAAAUGAUGUUUUAUUUUUGUGACAAGCAUCUGUGAGAUCUGUAAUAGAAAUGAUGGCUGGCUGUGGUGAAAUUGAUCACUCAGUAAACAUGCUUCCUACGAACAGGAAAGCGAAUGAGUCCUGUGCUAAUACUGCACCUUCUCUAACUGUCCCUGAAUGUGCCAUUUGUCUGCAAACAUGUGUUCACCCAGUCAGUCUGCCUUGUAAGCAUGUUUUCUGCUAUCUGUGUGUAAAGGGAGCUUCAUGGCUUGGAAAGCGAUGUGCCCUCUGUCGACAAGAAAUUCCUGAGGAUUUCCUUGACAAGCCAACCUUAUUGUCACCAGAAGAACUCAAGGCAGCAAGUAGAGGAAAUGGUGAAUACGCAUGGUAUUAUGAAGGAAGAAACGGGUGGUGGCAGUAUGAUGAACGCACGAGUAGGGAGCUGGAAGAUGCUUUUUCCAAAGGUAAAAAGAGCACUGAAAUGCUAAUUGCCGGGUUUCUGUAUGUUGCUGAUCUUGAAAAUAUGGUUCAAUAUAGGCGAAAUGAACAUGGACGUCGCAGGAAGAUGAAGCGGGACAUAAUAGAUAUACCAAAGAAGGGAGUAGCCGGACUUAGGCUGGACUGUGAUGCCAACACCGUCAACCUAGCGAGAGAGAGCUCUGCCGAUGGAGCGGACAGUGUAUCGGCACUAAGUGGAGCGUCUGUUCAGCCAGCAGCGUCUUCGUCUGUGAGGCCCCUGACGUCAGUAGAUGGUCAGUUAACGAGCCCUGUGACACCAUCCCCCGAUGCAAGCACUUCUCUGGAAGACUCUUUUGCUCAUUUACAACUCAGUGGAGACAGCCUGGCUGAAAGGAGUCAUAGGGGGGAAGGAGAAGAAGAUCGUGAAUUACCAUCUUCAGGCAGGGUACCGGCACCAGACGCCUUCCUUGAAGAAACUGAAUCAGAUGCCAGCAGUGAUAGUGAGGAUGUGUCAGCGCUUGUUGCACAACACUCCUUGACCCAACAGAGACUUUUGGUUCCUAAUGCAAACCAGACAGUAUCUGAUCGAUCAGAUCGAUCAAUAACUGAUGGAUCACUAGCAGGGGGUGGAACAGUGAGUGCCAGUGUCAGAUCUAGAAGGCCUGAUGGACAGUGCACAGUAACUGAGGUUUAAAUAAAAGUCUUCAGCUCCA